Molecule: messenger RNA, 1819 nt
Organism: Vigna umbellata (rice bean)
Lineage: Eukaryota; Viridiplantae; Streptophyta; Magnoliopsida; Fabales; Fabaceae
Source: RefSeq, a predicted model, not a curated record
CUUACUUCAACACCAACCUAUCCAACAAAUUACAACUCAAGAUCUAUCUCAUUCACACUCUAAAAAGUUCAUACCAAAUUCAAAUUUCGCAGUAGCAAUCAUACGAAAAUGAUUGAGAUUCUUCAGAAUAUGCAGCUGAUAGCUCCUCUCUUCCUCGUCCUCUCCCUCAUCCUUCCCCUCGUCUUCUUCUUCUACUCCUCACUUUUCAACAACAAAGACCCUGCUCCAACCAAACAAACCGUUACUAUCCCAAAAUCAUACCCACUCAUUGGCUCCUACCUUGCCCUCAAACGCAUCGGCAACCGCCGUAUUCAGUGGCUAUCCGAUGUAGUCCAAAUCUCACCCGCCAACACAUUCACCUUCCGUCGCCCACUGGGCCGCCUCCAAGUUUUCACUGGAAACCCCGCCACCGUGGAGUACAUUCUCAAGACCCGCUUCUCCAACUACCAAAAGGGCUAUUCCUUCAUCAGCGCCCUCUCCGAUUUCCUCGGCACCGGAAUCUUCAACGCCGACGGAAACACGUGGAAGUUCCAAAGGCAAGUCGCCAGCCACGAAUUCAACACAAAGUCUCUCCGCAAGUUCGUUGAACACGUUGUGGAUGCCGAACUCUCCGACCGCCUCAUCCCCAUCAUGGCUUCAGCGGCACAGCAAGACCAGACCCUCGAUUUCCAAGACAUCCUCCAACGCUUCGCCUUCGAUAACAUCUGCAAAAUCGCCUUUGGCUUCGACGCGGAGUACCUGACGUCGUCAGCUGAACGGAGCAAGUUCGCGGUGGCGUACGAAGAAGCGACGGAGAUAAGCAGCAAACGGUUCCGCGAACUGUCUCCGUUAGUGUGGAAAGUGAAGAGGGCACUGAACAUAGGUUCCGAAAAGCGGUUGCGAAUGGCUGUGAAGGAAGUGCACGAGUUCGCGAAGAAUAUAGUGAGAGAGAAGAAGAGGGAGUUGAAGGAGAAGGAAUCCCUUGAAUCUGUAGACAUGCUUUCGCGGUUCUUGAGUUCGGGGCACUCUGAUGAAGACUUUGUGACGGACAUAGUCAUAAGCUUCAUAUUGGCGGGGAAGGAUACCACGUCAGCAGCGCUGACCUGGUUUUUCUGGCUGCUAUCGAAGUACCCUCGAGUGGAGAAGGAGAUUGUGAAGGAGAUAAUGGAGAAAUCGGAGGCUCCGGUCUACGAUGAAGUGAAGCACAUGGUUUACACGCAUGCAGCGUUAUGCGAGAGCAUGAGGCUGUACCCGCCAGUGCCCAUGGACACCAAGGAAGCAGUGGAGGACGACGUCUUGCCGGAUGGGACGGUGGUGAAGAAGGGGACGCUGGUGACUUAUCACGUGUACGCCAUGGGGAGGUUGGAGAGUAUUUGGGGUGAGGAUUGGGCAGAGUUUAAGCCAGAGAGGUGGUUGCAGAAGGUUGAAUCCGGAAACUGGAAGUUUGUGCCAAAAGAUUCUUUCACAUAUCCUGUGUUUCAAGCUGGUCCCAGAAUGUGUUUGGGGAAGGAUAUGGCUUUUAUGCAGAUGCAGAGUGUGGUGGCUGGGAUUCUUCGGCGGUUCGCGGUUGUUCCCACGGUGGCUGAAGGGGUGGAGCCAAACUUCAUUUCCUUCCUGUCCUCCCAGAUGGAAGGUGGUUUUCCUGUGAAGAUCAUUGAGAGGGAAACCUCAAAUUAAUACCGAACUUUUUCCAUUUAGACCACGUUACUCGUUUUAUUAGUUCUAUGUUUGGGAUUUGAGUUUGAGCUUUGAGUUUUACUUAUUUGUUUUUCUUCAUAAUAUGAAUAUGAAUAAUGGUUUGGAGAAAGACGAGUGAAGAAGGAAAGAGCAGUGGAAAAUU